Messenger RNA from Priapulus caudatus, 2841 nucleotides. Its product is annotated as ADP-ribosylation factor GTPase-activating protein 3-like. The transcript is spliced from 13 exons. Gene Ontology annotation, molecular function: GTPase activator activity. Lineage: Eukaryota; Metazoa; Priapulida; Priapulimorpha; Priapulimorphida; Priapulidae. Gene Ontology annotation, biological process: COPI coating of Golgi vesicle. The record is from RefSeq and is a predicted model, not a curated record. Bases 1 to 1617 code for a protein of 538 amino acids.
AUGUAUGGGCUGACGAAGCCGUACGUCUUCAAGUUCGAAUGCUGCGCCGACUGCUCGUCCAAGAACCCGACGUGGGCUUCUGUGACGUUCGGAGUGUUCAUCUGCAUUGACUGCUCGGCCGUCCACCGGUCACUCGGCGUCCACCUCUCCUUCGUGAAGUCCAUACAGCUGGACACGAAUUGGACAUGGCUUCAGCUGCGAGCGAUGCAGCUGGGGGGGAAUGCUAAUGCUGAGGCAUUUUUCGCUCAACAUGGCUGCACGUCGCCAGAUGGGAAUACCAAGUACAAUAGCCAUGCUGCUAGACUGUACAAGGAGAAAAUCCAUCACCUUGCCACCCAGGCCAUGCGCAUGCACGGAACAAAGCUUUUCAUCGACACACGUUCUGAUCUUAUGACCUCACACAAGAAGGAAGGAGAUUUCUUUAGUGAAGUAAUUAGUUCAGUGUCAAUAACACCAAGUAAUCCGAGCCAAGCAUUGAGCCGACCAUCUCCCAUAACUGCUCAACAGGGAAAGGCAGGACUGACAGAUAAGGCACAGCCUGAAACAACCAAGCAAGGUCCAGUGCCAGUUGCACAGGUCAAAUCUUCACUUGCAACCAGAAAACCUGCUGCCUCUAAGAAAGGGCUAUGUGCUAAAAAGGGAGGCCUCGGCGCCCAGAGAGUAAAAACAGACUUCAAGGAAAUCGAGAAACAGGCACAGCAAGCACAGGAUCAGCGACCAAUAUCCCCGCCGGAACUCUCAAUCGCCGAACAGCAGAAGAUCAAAAGCGAGGAGGAGGCGGCAAACGAAAUGACUGCCAGAAAGUUGGCUUACCAAGAGUCGAAUAUCCAGGACAGUGAUACGCUAGGGAGGGAGCCACAUGCAUCAGUGAUUGGGACUCGACUGGGUGGGCACGAAGUGAGCCACACUCUAGACUAUCAAGUGAUAGAUCAGGAGGCGCCGUUCAAGGCUCGCAAUCGAUCAUCAGAUGCCAGGAGUGAUUCCCAUCCACCCAGAUCUUCAGAAGGCUGGUAUGUCUCACAACAAGAGCGGGAUGCUGACUAUGGUGUAAAGAUGGAGACAGAUGUAGGGCAUGGGGAAGAGUGGGAGGAGAAGACCCAACAAGUGAGCCAACCCGUCGCCAGCGGGCGGGGCUGGAUGGGAUUCUGGAGGUCGAGCCAGCCAGAUAAGAAGCAAGAGGACAUCCCUUCAACAGAUAUGCCCGAGGAAAGGAGAACGAUGCAGCCAGACGAAAAGCCGACUCCCAGCCAGCCUGUAGAUACAACAACAAAGCUCAGGAAAUUCGAGAAUGCGUCUGCCAUCUCUUCUGACAUGCUUUUCUCAGACUCCGACCGACAGAGGCCCCAGCAACAACAGUCCACUCACCAGGAGAACUUGGCUCGUUUCAAUGACUGCACCUCCAUCUCCAGUGCGGACUUUUUCUCCGACAAAUCGGGCGAGUCUCGGGCGCAGACGAAAGUUGAAUAUAUUAGGUCGUACGCGCCGGACCUGUAUGGCCUGAAGGAGGGAUUCACGGGCGGAGUGUCGCGCGCCGCAGGAAAGAUGGCGAGCGCCGUGAGCAGCGUCAUCCCGACCAACUACUACUAUGGCAAGGACGUCAAGGAUGGGAAAGCAUAAACAUUUUGUUAAACCUACCCAGAAGGAUACGCCGUGCGGGGUCAGUGCAUUUGCUCAGACAGUGGUUGGAGAAUGUAGCCUUUCACAAUUUUACUCCUUUCUACAUAGAAAUGUGAGUUUCCAGUAAUGCUUCAGGGGGAAUAUCUCAAAGGUAAAUGAGAAAAUGUGCAGAGAUGAUGAAAUAUGUUUUGUGAAAAAUAAAUCGUGGUGCCUGCUUUUUACCAAAAGGGUUGGUAUAGAUCUGUUACAAUGGUUUUAAAAAGGUUUGUGUGUUGUGUGCAAUAAACAACGUUUGUAUUGUACUGCCUACUGGGUGUUAGACAAGUACUGAAAAAGAAAGGUCGAGGACCAUGCACUAAACAGUGUCAGUUCUAUUAUAUUUACUCUGAAAAUAUAUUUGUGGUUGGCAAUUGUGAUGCUGUAGGCUAAGUGAAUUGACGAUAAGUCUGGAUUUAAUAACAAUACUUUUAUUGAAUAAGUCUGCUGGCUACAUAAUGCUGAUCAUCUCUUUAUGGCUGAACUUCCUGUUCCUGUUGAUACAAAGAAUGCUCACUAGGCGAGAACCGAAGGGGGGUUUCGGAGUUACAUGAAUACUACAGCAAAUACAUGCAGUGCAUAUAUAUAUAGAGAUAUAUGUAAUCCUAGUCUAGUUUUUGACAAGCGGUGUGCAUAAUAGUGGCACAAUAUACAUGCAUGUUAUGAUCACAUCAAAAAGAGUUGACAAAGAGAAGAGUAGUAUAUUAUCAGGGGUAGAUAAUGACAAAUCCUUUGUCAUUAUCUACCCCUGAUAUUAUACAAUAUGUAGUAAUAUUAGGGUUUUAUCGUUGUCUUAUCAACAUGCAAUGUCCACCUGAGAGUCGCACAUGAGGUGUCGUGAUUAUGAUCUUAUAUCUCGUACUCAUUACAUACUCCAAAUAAUGUGCAAGCAACUGUAAUAUCCAAACAUGUAUCCUCUAAUUAAUGAUUAGAGAGGUGAAUACCAGCAAUUCAAUAUACAUGCAUUCAAAUGAUUAGCGUAGUGCAAAUAUAGGAGAAUGCUUCCACAGUUAAUUAAAAAUAUCUGAAUUACUGAAUUUUUUGCCACUUUUUCUAAAGAAGCAUUAAUAAAUUGCUGAAAGCAAUACGGGCUUCGAAAUUCUAAUCAACACUGGCUGAGAGGGUCUAUGUCCCCCAGGGUACUGCCGGAGGGUACCCUGGGUACGGUGCGGUAUACCGGAACAUACC